ACCUGGCUGGAAGCUGUCAUCGCCGGGAAAGAUUCUAGGGCUUAUGGCGAUGGCGAUUAUCAUCCAGCUGCUCGGCAUUACAUCCGCGCUGGCGAUCGUUGCCGUGUGCCAGUUCCCAAUCCCCCGCCGGUACGAUGGAUUCGCUUUCGGCAGCUAUGGCGGCGUCCAGGAGCCGAUUCUGGUGGAGGCCUUCUUCGAUCCGCUGUGCCCCGAUAGCAAGGAUUCGUGGCCGGCGAUCAAGCAGGUUGCGGAGGAGUAUGGCUCGGAAGUGAAAUUUAUUGUCCAUCCCUUUGCGCUUCCGUACCACCACCAGUCGUUCCUUUCGGUGAGAGCGCUCCACAUUGCGAAUCAUCUCAACGCGUCUCUCACGUACCCUUUGUUGGACUUGAUCUUCGAGCACCAGGAAGAGUUUUCCAACGCGAACACUGGUGACAAAACAGCGUCGACGGUGAUCGACGAGUUUUCCAGCCUGUUCGCGUCGCAGUUUGGCAGUGGCAACGAGGCGAAGAGCAUUUUCAAGCAGGGAUUCUAUGACUCCUCCACUGAUCAGGCGGGGCGCAUCUCUUUCAAGUAUGGAUGCUCGAGAGGCGUGACAGGCACACCGGUGUUUUUCGUCAAUGGUGUUCCUCUCAGCAAUGUAGAUGCGAGCUGGGGAAUCGACGAGUGGGCCAACAUUCUCGAUCCGCUGCUAGCAACUGGGCCUGGAAUGAACGCAUUUGGAUGAACUAGCACGGUAAGAUGUAUUGAAGACUACCUUAGAAGAUUGGCAUAUGGACUUCUCUAUACUUUCCAUUGGUCGAGCAUAUGGUUCCAGCCUUCUCAAGCUCGUAUAGAAGAUCCACAAGCUGCUUUUGAUCGCAAUCCGAGAAGAAGGCAGCAAUCUCCAGAAGCGAUGCCUGUAAAAAACGCUUGCUUAUAGCCACGAAUGUAAAUCAUUCUCGUUACCCCGUC
Molecule: messenger RNA, 951 nt
Organism: Selaginella moellendorffii
Lineage: Eukaryota; Viridiplantae; Streptophyta; Lycopodiopsida; Selaginellales; Selaginellaceae
Exons: 4
Coding region: 44-724 (226 amino acids)
Source: RefSeq, a predicted model, not a curated record